AUGGAUUCAACACAAGUAACUUUGCUUAUAACACAGCUCAGUAGCCUCAGCCCGAGGCUCUCCAACGAUGACGAUAAUUCGAGGAAAGAAGCGUUGAAUAUAAGCAGGAGCCUCAUAAAAGCUCUCGAGAAAUCUGAAAACUUGGCCCUUGAACUGGCUUUCUCGCCUUUAAUCACGGUUUCUGCUAAUAUUGCUAUUGAUCUUGAUCUUUUCAAGCUCAUUGUAAAACACGGGCCCGUCGGCUCCAGGGAGCUGGAGUCACUCUCAGGCGGAGAGGAGCUACUAAUUGUCCGUAUCCUACGACCCUUGGCAUCAAUAGGAUUUGUUGACAAGGUUAGCGAAAGAGUAUGGGAGCCAACGUCAGUGACUAGGGCCAUGACUACGGAGUGGAUUGGCGUAGGCCAUCGAACGAUCAAAGUAAUAGCCAGAGGUGCUACACAUAAAGUCCCAGACUGUUUUCGAGAAGUCGGGUAUUAUUGUCCUACCGAUCCUCGCGAUGGCUUGGUGCAAUAUACAUACCAGACAAGUCUAAGCUUGUUUCAGUACUUGGCUACAGUCCCCCGCAUGUCUAAUGACUUCAACCUGUUUAUGGGAAGUACAAUGGGGGCUCGGAGUUAUUGGGUUAACUGGUAUUCAGUUGAGGAACGUCUGCUAAAAGGGGCAACUCAAGACACGGUGCUUCUCGUGGACGUAGGAGCUGGUGAGGGUCACGACACACUCGCAUUCCAUGCAAGGUAUCCGAACCAGGGACGCCUAAUUCUCCAGGAUAUAGUACCUCUAUUUGAUAGCAUACAGGCUAUGGAUGGGGCCAUCGAGUGCAUGACCUACAACUUCUUUACCGCACAGCCGGUAGCAGGUGCACGAGCAUAUUUCUACCAUCAUAUCUUGCACGACUGGUCUAAUACUAUGUGUUUGGAGAUACUGAAGCAAGUGCGGGCGGCCAUGACACCAGGGUAUUCGAAACUUCUACUACAUGAAAUGAUUAUACCGGAAAAGGGCGCAUCGACUUCUCAUGCCGUGCUUGAUCUCACUAUGAUGGUUGCCAACGCGGGCAUGGAGAGAACUGAGAGUCGGUGGUGGGCGCUACUUGAAAAUGCUGGACUUCAGAUCGUCAAGGUUUGGCCGGCUUCGGAGGAAGAUGCCGAUGGGAUAAUAGAAGCAAUGCUUCCAGAAUAA
Messenger RNA from Daldinia childiae, 1176 nucleotides. RefSeq names its product Demethylsterigmatocystin 6-O-methyltransferase. The record is from RefSeq and is a predicted model, not a curated record. Lineage: Eukaryota; Fungi; Ascomycota; Sordariomycetes; Xylariales; Hypoxylaceae. Gene Ontology annotation, molecular function: O-methyltransferase activity. The transcript has 5 exons. The coding region runs from base 1 to 1176 and encodes 391 amino acids.